AUUGGAACUUCCUUGUUGUCAAAAGAGAAUUGAUGCUGUGAUUUUAGCUAGCUAAAUAACUUCAAAGUUGGCUAGCUACCCAGUUUACUGCAAUAAUAAUUGUAAUCUCUCCGUGCGGCAAACUGCCAGAUUUUAAACCAAGGUUUUCGCCUAUUCGAAAUGGGGAAAGGAUGCAAAGUUGUGGUGUGUGGUUUGGCAUCUGUAGGAAAAACAGCCAUCCUUGAACAGCUGUUAUAUGGCAAUCACGCAGUUGGUUCAGAGUCCACUGAGACCCAGGAGGAUGUGUAUGUGGCGUCGGUGGAGACAGACCGCGGUGUGAAGGAACAGUUACGUCUCUAUGACACCAGGGGGCUCCACGACGGCCUGGACCUUCCCAAGCACUACUACUCUGUGGCAGACGGCUUUGUGCUGGUCUACAGUGUGGACAGCCUGGAGUCCUUCAAGAAGGUGGACGUCCUGAAGAAGGAGAUAGACAAAUCCAGAGACAAGAAAGAGGUGAUGGUGAUCGUGCUAGGGAACAAGACGGACCUGCGUGAGCUUCGUCAGGUGGAGCAGGAGGCAGCGCAGCAGUGGGCGCGGGGGGAGAAGGUCAAGCUAUGGGAGGUCAGCGUCACUGAGAGGAACUCUCUCAUCGAACCCUUCACCAUGCUCACCAGCCGCCUCACACAGCCUCAGAGCAAGUCUGCCUUCCCUCUUCCAGGACGCAAGAGCAAGGGCACGCCGUCCAAUGACAUCUGAACUGAACUCAACCUCGAGCGCACCUAAGUACUUCAGGGUGGGAGAUAUGUCACGGAGUAGGAUCGAUGAGUUAGCCAGCCAACUUAGAUUCAUAUUCUGACUUCAUAUCAAGAUAGAUCGCCAUGAAAUAUGGGCAUAGACAUAGUAACUGACUCGACAACCAACAACCCAUAUUAUAUUCCCUUUCCCUUAAAAUAAAGCUUUUUUUAAAUGAACUAGCAAAUCAAGAGAUGCAUCUUAAUGUUUAUCAAAGUAAGCUGGCUAAAUUGGUAAGCCUGCUUUGUGGUAUCAUACACCCCUAUGGUUUCAGUGUUCCCCGUCCUAUUGGAGGGCUAAAGUAGCCACUUUACAGCAAGGUCUAGGCCCAUAUAAUGUGCCUUUGGAGUGAGGCAUAUUACUACCUAGUGUGUAUGGGCUAUUACCACUUUACUACCUAGUGUAUGGCCCAGUAGCAAUAUAUAUUUUUAAAAAUGGUACUACCUUGAUCAGGUCUGUUGCUCAUGUCUGUGAUUAUCAAAUGUCUGUUUCAUCAGUUGUCCCCUAAAUGGUUGUUUUUGUGUAUUUGUUAAAUACAAAACCUGUGUAUUUUAUUUUCUUUGUACAUGUUUGAGAACGUUUUUAUUGACCUAAUUUAUUUGUCACUUUACUAAACUUAAAUUCCUAGUGGGUAGGAAUGGGAUAAAAUGUAGGACAGAAUUGUCUGAAUGAAAUGUAUUUCUGAAUUGUUGUGAAGAGAAUGUGGAUUCUGUAGUGCGUCCAAAUAAUAUAUCCUUUCUCCUGAAGUGUACACUCGUUCACUACUACAAAUCUAAAAGCAUUGGAUUGGUGGAGGCACGGGGCAGGAGUUUCCACUAUAUUUCUUAUACCAGUCAUUUCCUUUCAAUUCAGUGAAUUGAAGUGAAGACAUGUACACUUUGGAAGAGAGAAUUGGAACAUUGCCUGUGUCCUUCAUGUCUUGUGUGUGAGACCUAGCCAAAAAAGUUAUAUUUUGUGCUGCUACUUAUUUUACAUUUUUUGUUGUUCAUUGUUUUCUGACAUAUGCGCAUAUAUUUCAAUUUAACAAUAAAUGGAGGGACUGUAUUAAAUCAGCAA
This is a messenger RNA of Coregonus clupeaformis (lake whitefish), 1830 nucleotides long. Its product is annotated as NF-kappa-B inhibitor-interacting Ras-like protein 1. Lineage: Eukaryota; Metazoa; Chordata; Actinopteri; Salmoniformes; Salmonidae. The record is from RefSeq and is a predicted model, not a curated record. Gene Ontology annotation, molecular function: GTP binding; GTPase activity. The transcript has 4 exons. Gene Ontology annotation, biological process: canonical NF-kappaB signal transduction. The coding region runs from base 160 to 738 and encodes 192 amino acids.